Molecule: messenger RNA, 3979 nt
Organism: Nothobranchius furzeri (turquoise killifish)
Lineage: Eukaryota; Metazoa; Chordata; Actinopteri; Cyprinodontiformes; Nothobranchiidae
Gene: arhgap4a
Product: Rho GTPase activating protein 4a
Biological process (GO): negative regulation of cell migration; signal transduction
Cellular component (GO): cytoplasm
Source: RefSeq, a predicted model, not a curated record
GAGUUUAAAUUUAAUGCAGAUGCUUUAUUUUAUGCCCUGAGAAGCUAUUCUGCUUUAUAAUUUCAGCUAGAGGCCGCUGAGAUUCCAAAACUGGUCAUAGAUAUGGGUUGCUGCUUGUUUUAUCCCGUUUAAUUACAAGCAUUUGAUUUGUUAGAGAUCACUUACUGAAAGAAUAAACCCAAAUGUAAUUGAAAAGGGUGACGAUGAAAAUUUAGCCCAGCAAAGGGGCUCUUGGCUUUGCAUGAACGUGUCGUCCAGUUUUAGCAGCUUAGUCGGUAAAUCUCUGAAAGAGCAAGCGGAGCACAUUUUAGGUGACGAGAAUGCUGAUGAAUGAUGUUUUACUUUUGGGGAAAAGGCACCAAAAGGGGAAGUGAUGGGGUACAGCAAGCUAGUGCUGGUGAUGUUUGUGUGCAAAGAGUAUUUUUAUUAUCCAUAUAAAGAGGUAAAAAAAAUCUGCUCUUCCCCUUUUCUGCUCUUUGAUGUGCAUUAAAUAUCUUAUUUUAUAAGUGUGAGCAACAAUGUUUUUGUGGUUUUGUAAAAGUAUCAUGUGCUCAUGUACUUUUCUCAUGACCAAAGGUCUGUUUGUUUUAGUUAGAACAAAAAGUAAAAGCUGCUGUGAAGGUUCAGCCAAAUUUCAAAUCAGUCAUCCAGGUUUUAAAAAAGCACGUCGAACCUUCGCUGGAACUGCAUCACUUGGUAAAAGCCACCUGUUGUCUUCAGAGCCACCAUCCCCUCUGAGAGUUUUGUUCCUCUUGGUUCAACCUAUUUUUAGGGCAGCCGAGAUGUUGAGCGCUAUAUUUGCACAUUGCAGUUCUGCAGUGUGUCUGGAGCAACAAGCAACACGCCAUCUGCUUUUCUAGGUGUGUGUUUGUCUCAGAAAGGCACCACGGAGGGUGGCCAGUGUGAGGAGAUGUGUUACAGAUUCCACCCUGCUGGAGCAACAAUGAGUUCUCACGCCAAACAUCGGAAGGAGAGGGUCGGUACGAUGGACUACGACACACAAAUAAGAGAGGUACGUUGCCAGCUUGUAGACCAGCUAAAGGUUUUAGAUUUGCAACUCGAGCAAAAGACCCAGCAGCUGCAAGACAUGACUGACUACCUGAGGCGACGAGGGGAGAUCGAGAACGAGUACGCCCGCUCCCUGGAGAGGCUUGCUGAACGGUUCACUCUGAAGAUAAAGAGGAAGGACCCCGGUAAUCACUCUGUGUCCCAAGUCUGGGUGGCUCUUUUGUCUCAGACCCGCCAGGAAAGCAGGGACCACUGUAGACUUGGUGAAAGCUGCAGCAACCUUCUGGUCCAGCCCAUCAUACACUGUCUAGAAUACACACAGCGCCUUGCUAAAAAGAGCAAAGAUCUCUGCUCUCAGCUGCAGGACGGUCUACUCAAGGUCACCACUGAGCUGCUGACUGCAUGGCGGACGUACUUCCAGUACCACUCUGAGUUUGUGUGUGCGGAGGGGAAGUUGAGAGAGGCAGAGAAACAGGAGGAAAAGCAGAAGCAGAGCAACUCUAAAAAACUGGAGAGGUUGAUAGAAAAAAGACAAAUUAAAGUUCAAGAGAUCCAACUAAAGUGCAGCAAAGCCAGAAAUGAUUACCUCUUGAACCUGGCUGCAGCUAAUUCCUCCAUGAAUAAAUACUUCCUCCAGGACAUCUCUACCCUCAUAGAUUGCGCAGAUGUGGGGUACCACCUAACAUUGGGCCGGGUGAUGCAGGCCUACCUGUCUCGUCGGGUGACAACCCAGCAGAAGGUGAGCACAGGUCUGGAGCCGCUCCAGGAAGCCGUGAGUGAACUAGACCAGGGCCGAGACAGAGACGCCCUCCUGCAGGAGCACUACAGCACCUUCUCCAUGCCCCUUCGCUUCCCCUAUCAGCCCCAUGAAGGGGAUCAGAUUUCUGAAGUCGGCAUAGAGAGCGAAACGAGGUGUGAGAUGGAGACCAGAUUCAAACAGAUACAAACCCGAAUGAAGGCGGUCACGCAGGAAUCCGGAGAGGCUCGCACAAGCAUGUCAGCAGCUAGGUCGUCCCUGCUGGAGGGGAUCAGUGAUGAUGAUCUGGAGUCCAACAGUGGCAGUGGCCAGCCUCAGGAGGGCAGCAAUGAGAAUCUAAGCCUCAGACCCAACGGGACCCGGCGCAGGGCCAACCUGCAGGAAAUAGAAAACCUCUACUUCACGAGAGUGAAAGAGUUCCUCGUCGGCAGCUCGCUGGAGUCGAAACUCCAAGCCAAACAUGACCUGCUUAAAGAGGCUGUGGAAAAAGAAGCAUCAAAUGAACGCAAGCCCAGGAAUUCUUUGAGGUCUCGAAUCAAAAAGAAUCCUUCAAGUUCCAGUUUGUUGCACAACCAUAAACUUUUCAGUGGAGAUAUGCUGUCCUUCAUUCAGGAAUCGGGUCAACAGAUUCCAUUUGUAGUGGAAAGUUGCAUUCGAUUCAUAAACCUUUACGGUCUCCAUCAUGAGGGGAUUUUUAGGGUACCAGGAUCUCAGAUGGAUGUCAACAGCCUGAAAGAUGCAUUUGAGCAAGGUAACGACCCUUUGGCUGGUCAGAAAUAUGAUCUGGACUCUGUGGCUGGAGUCCUGAAGCUCUACUUCAGAUGUCUGAAGACUCCGCUCUUUCCCAUCAGCAGCACCAAUCAGCUCCUUGAACACGCACAUCUAAGUAAUGAGGCAGAGAGGGCAGCUCAGCUAAAGGCGGUCAUCUCUUCGUACCCAGAGCCCAUUAUUAUCGUCAUGAGAUACCUCUUCGCAUUCCUUCAUCAUGUGUCUCAGUACAGUGACGAGAACAUGAUGCAGCCUUACAACUUGGCUGUGUGUUUUGGCCCAAGCUUGGUGAGGGGCGAGCAGGACGAUGAUGUCGUGACCCUGCAGCCUCAGAUCAAUGCCCUGGUGAAGAGCAUCAUCAUCCAACAUGAAAGCAUCUUCCCCAGUCAGAGUGAAGUGCCAGGACCGGUGUAUGAGAAGUGUAUGUCUCUGGAGCAGGACGACAGUGAGGCUUUAAUUGAGGAAGGGGAAGUAGAAGCAGAGCUCACCUUUAGCAAAGAUGAUUUGGAAAUGAGGUUCACACCUGCGAAUGGUACAGCUGUUUCUGUGCUUGCUGCACAGAUGAAGGCAGAAUGCCCACAAGCCAAUAGCAGCGAUGCACUGGAUCACAGUAGAAGAGCAGCAGGGGGCGGCGCCCCCUCAGCUGCAAAGAGCAAUCUCCAGAUCCCCAUCAUGCCACCAAGCAAGCUGAGGAAACCACUUUCCCCUAGUUUUAUGCGCAGAGAAACUCGACAACCUACAUCCUCAGAGGACAUUCUCAAACAUGUGGACAAGGCGGUCUGUCGCCAGAUGGAGUUGGUCUUCAAGGAACUUCUUUUACGGCGAGCACCGCAGGAACCCUCCUCCGUCUCGACACCUUCUGCUCAAGCUCAACAGAAAAAAGGGAAGUGGGAGGGCUGGAAGGGGAGAUGAGCUGGGCUUUUUAGAGCAGCAGAUCCACUGGAGUGAGAGGACCUGCUUCAGCACACCACAUGAAAAGGGAGAGAGAGAAGAUGCUGAUGAAAACUGAGGACUGUCCGAAGGGCUCUGACAGAAGCUUUCAGCACAUCAGUGUCUACAAAACUGAAAUCGCUGACCCGUAGUCUCUUCCCCCAUGAGGAUUAUUCUCUUUGAAUGCCUUCUCCCUCAAAAGCCCCUUGGUUCUUAUUUUCACAAAAAAUUUCCAGAAUAACUAACAUGCAGUAAGAUAUGAAAACUGAUUUUACUCAACAUGCAUGGAUGUUUGUUUUUAUCUCAGAACUGGAGACAAUGUAUUUGAUUUUUUAUUUUUAUUUUUAGGGUUACGUGCAGAUCUUUGAGCACACGAUUUUAAGUUUCUCAAUAAGAAUGUUACAUUUCUGAAAACUGUGAACAUUGUGGCUGUGAGGAAUGGUGUAAAUUAUUUUACAUGUUUCACCCCUUUUCUUUGUACAUACAUAAAUAAAUUUCUAAUUUUCUCAGAUAUUA